Messenger RNA from Mollisia scopiformis, 225 nucleotides. RefSeq names its product DUF1748-domain-containing protein. The annotation marks the transcript as partial. Gene Ontology annotation, cellular component: cytoplasm. The record is from RefSeq and is a predicted model, not a curated record. The transcript is spliced from 3 exons. NCBI's taxonomy places the organism in Eukaryota, Fungi, Ascomycota, Leotiomycetes, Helotiales, Mollisiaceae.
CUCGGAAAAGUAGCUCACUAUGCCUUUGACGCGGUCCUGAUCUCUACCAUCCUCGCCGGCAUGAAACGAUCAACCGGUUUAACACCCAGUUUCAAGAAGGACUCCGUUUCCGAGAACAAAGACGUGCAGGUCUGGAUCGAUAAAUACCUCGGGGUCGGCGAGUGGGUGAUGGAUCAAUCAGUCGCCCUGGCAGGAUCGAGCAGCUGGUUCGAGCGGAAGCGAUGA